GACAGAACUGCGGUGGGAGGACGCCGAGAGUGGCCCCGGACUCCGCCCCUCCCCCAGCCAAUCCGCGCCCCCGCCCCCUGGGCCCGCCAACCCGCGUCUCUCCCCGCCCAGUCCCCGGAGCCCCGCAGGGAGGGCGGAGGUGGGGGCCGGGCAGUCGGGCCCACUCUGGCUCGGGCCGGUGGGUGCGUCCCGGCCAGAAAUAGCCGGAUCGUCCAACUUCCUCCGCAGCCGCCGCCAACGGGCUACGGGCCCUGUUAUUACAGCGGGCGGCAGGGCCCCACGCCCUGCCUGCGGGCGCCUCGCCCGUGUCGGGGCGAGGGUAGGAAGAAUCCGGCGCGGUCCCCUAGAAUUGACCGCGUAACCUCCGACGCCCAGCUCGACUGCUGCGUAAGAGAUCCGCGGCGUCCAGGAUGCUCCCCACGGUGUCUGCUUUCCCUUUUGCCAAAGGGUGACUGAGACACCCGGAGAAGGUCUGUGAAUCCUGGUAACCUCCACUCCUUGGAAGAGCCAAGCUCCGGAGGGCAAGACACACACCCCCAUGCCCACCCUCUGGGGGUUUCUCUAGGCUUUGAAGCCUACCACUGUGACCUCUGACACCUCUGGAAACCUGCAGACUCAUCUACUCAAUUCGAGAAGUCUACAAGCAGCGGCUGGAUGGGGUUGAAAUGUUGGAGAGACAUAUCAUUCAGGCCCGUGCUCGGGCCAUGGCGGAGGAAGAGCGGAUAGUACACCAGGCAGAAGCACAGUUCCUUGAGGCCCCCAGCUUCAUCAAGUUGCCUCCAGUGAAGUCUGUCUUCAGAUGGUGUGUGGACAGUGAGUUGCUACGGAAACAUCAUUUGAUCUGCCCAGAAGAUUACUACAAUGAUCCAGUGCCAUUUUGCUCUGCACCUAAAGGCAUCUUCCUCCCUGGAUGUCAAAAACUGACAUUUAGUUGUGGGAAGCAUUCCAGCUCAAAGAGAGAGCUGACCAAGAGGCUUGAAGUUUCAUUCCAGAAGAAACUUCCCGCUUCUGAGGACGAGAUAGACUUCAGUAGGGACAGCCCGACAUGGGACUCAUCUUUUGAGGCCAAACACAGGACCAAAGAAACUAUCCAGAAAGCAAGUCCACCAAAGAAUAAAAACUGGAUGAACCACUUACGUGUACCACAGAGAGAAAUGGAGCGACUUCUACUUGCCAGAAUGGAAAAUCGAAACCGUUUCCUGAAAAACCCUCGGUUUUUCCCUCCUAAUACUCCCCAUGGAGGCAGGUCUCUCCUUUUUCCUCCAAAGAAGGCAGGAUGGAUAGAAUGCCAGAGUGGAAAGCCAGAACAAAGUUGUGCUGAUACUCCAGUGUUUCUAGCUAAGCCAUCAGUUGGGUUUUUCACAGAUUAUGAAAUUGGACCAGUUUAUGAGAUGGUAAUCGCGCUGCAGAACACCACCACUACCAGCCGCUACCUGCGAGUCCUCCCACCUUCUACCCCAUACUUUGCUCUAGGGUUGGGGAUGUUCCCAGGAAAAGGUGGAAUGGUGGCUCCUGGGAUGACCUGCCAGUACAUUGUCCAGUUUUUUCCAGACUGCCUUGGGGAUUUUGAUGAUUUUAUUUUAGUAGAGACCCAGUCAGCCCACACUCUCCUGAUCCCGCUGCAGGCCCGGAGACCGCCCCCGAUGCUGACAUUGCCGCGGGUGUUGGACUGUGGUUACUGCCUCAUUGGGGGAGUGAAGAUGACCAAAUUUAUCUGCAAAAAUGUUGGCCUCAGUGUUGGCAAGUUCUGCAUUAUGCCCAAGAAGAGCUGGCCACCGCCAAGUUUCAGGGCUGUUGCAACCAUUGGCUUUGUUGAGCAACCUCCCUUUGGAAUCCUGCCCUCAGUGUUUGAGCUGGCCCCGGGACAGGCCGUAUUAGUGGAGGUUUUGUUCUUCCCAACGAGCCUAGAAAAGGCAGAGCAGUCCUUCAUCAUCUUGUGUGACAACUGUCAGAUAAAGGAGCUGGUGACCAUAGGAGUCGGGCAGCUGGUUGCUUUGGAUUUGGUCUACAUUUCUGGUGAAAAAAGUCAACCAGAGCCUGGAGAGCUCACAGACUUAACAGCCCAGCACUUCAUACGUUUUGAGCCUGAAAACCUUCGAUCCACAGCUAAGAAACAGCUGAUUAUUAGAAAUGCUACGCACGUGGAGCUGGCCUUCCACUGGCAGAUCAUGAAGCCCAACCUGCAGCCUCUAAUGCCAGGAGAAACCUACAGCAUGGACAGCAUCAAGUACCAACCUGACAGAGAGACGGCCUUCUCCGUCAUGCCUGAAAAGGGGGUUCUCAGCCCCCACAUGGACCACGAGUUCAUCCUGAGCUUUUCUCCUCAUGAGCUGCAGGCUUUUCACAGUGUGCUCCAGAUGGUGCUGGAGAAAAUUCCAGAGCCUGUGAGUCCAGAAAUGGAGAGCCUGAAGGACUCCCCAUGCUCUGUGGAUGACGUGAUCGUCCUGGAAAUCGAGGUGAAAGGCUCAGUAGAACCUUUCCAGGUUCUCUUAGAACCAUAUGCCCUCAUCAUCCCAGGGGAGAACUACAUUGGCAUAAAUGUGAAGAAAGACUUUAAGAUGUGGAACAACAGCAGGUCACCCAUCAGAUACACGUGGGGGAAGAUCAGCGACUGCCACAUUAUUGAAGUGGAGCCCUGCUCAGGGGUCAUAGAGCCCAAUGAGGUCGGAGAUUUUGAGUUGAACUUUACCGGGGGUAUUCCUGGCACAACCAGCCAGGACCUGCUGUGUGAAAUCAAAGACUCACCCUCACCGGUGGUGUUGCACAUCGAGGCAGCCUUUAAGGGGCCUGCUGUCAUCAUCGACAUCUCAGCCCUUCAAUUUGGUUUGCUCCGCCUGGGGCAGAAAGCCACGCACUCCAUCCAGAUCCAGAACGUCAGCCAGCUCCCAGCCGUGUGGCACAUGAAGGAGAGCAUGGUGUGCCUGGAAGAAAGGCGUGAGGAUGUGUCUCCCUUCAACAUUGAGCCCUCAAGCGGCCACCUUUACCCUCUGGGGAAGUGCAAAGUGAACGUCACCUUGGAGGCCUCGCGCUGCCAGACUCUGCAGACCGUCCUGGAGCUGGAGGUGGAAAACGGGACCUGGAGCUACCUUCCUGUGUAUGCUGAGGUGCAGAAGCCCCAUGUGUACCUCAAGAGCAGCCAGGUGGAGAUCUGCAACCUCUUCCUGGGUGUGCCCACAAAGGCCACCAUCACACUCAUCAAUGGCACACUGCUGCCCACCCGGUUCCACUGGGGCAAGCUCCUAGGGCACCAAGCAGGCUUUUGUACAGUGACAGUCUCCCCCAAACAUGGCACACUGAACCCCAGCGAGGAGCGCCAGUUCAACUUGGAGUUCACUACUCAAACCCAGGAAGAGCUGACUGAUCUGGCCCUCCCUUGUCACGUGUCAGGCAUGAAGAAAUCCCUGAUCUUGGGCAUUUCUGGAAAGCCCCAGGGAUUGCAAGUGACCAUCACCAUCUCUAAGGGGGACUCUGACAGCAGUGUUUUCAGCACAAAGCAGUGGCCAGGCUGCCUGGAGGAGCUCCACCUGGACUUCGGCUCCACAGUGCCAUUGAGGACCCUUGUGAUUCGCCAGCUCAUCCUGACCAAUCACUCCCCAAUACAGACCCCUUUCACCCUCAAGUUUGAGUACUUCGGGAGCCACAGGCACAGCCUGAGCAAAAAGACCAGCCUCCCUGACAUACCCCCUGCCCUGCUAAAGUCGGCACGGAUUCGAGAACGCUUGGCCAAGCGAGAGCAGCUGGAUUUUAUGGAAAGCAUGUUAUCUCAUGGGAAAGGAGCUGCCUUCUUUUCCCACAUUUCCCAAGGCAUGCUGGGGGCCUACCAGCAGCUAAGCAUUGACAUCACGGGCUGUGCAAACAUGUGGGGCGAGUACUGGGACAACCUCAUCUGCACGGUGGGUGACCUGCCACCAUCCGUCAUCCCGGUGCACAUGGCAGUAGUGGGCUGCCCCAUCAGCUCCCUGAGGACCACCUACUACACCACUGCUCAGCCCCAGAAGGAGUCUGUUAUCAGAUUCCCCACUCAGCUCUCUGGAGGAGACACAGUCACCCGGGUCCUUCGCCUGAAUAACUCCAGCCCCUGUGAUAUCCGCCUGGACUGGGAGACCUAUGCUCCGGAAGACAGGACAGACCAGCUAGUGGAGCUGCUGGUGUUUUACGGGCCACCUUUCCCUCUGCGGGACCAAGCUGGGAAUGAGCUUGUGUGCCCUGAGACCCCCGAGGACAGCAGUUUCCCCUGUUCUCCAAUUCCCUCCAAUGAGUCGGAAGCUUCUCAUUCUUCCGAAGGCCACUCCAGUGCCAGCGACAGGGCCGCACAGAAGAUCAUCUCAGUCAUCCUACAGAAGCAUGAGGGAGUGCUCUCCGACCACCUGUACUCUAUCAGCCCAAAGCAGGUGGUGGUCCCUGCCAGGGGCAGUAGCUCCAUCUCCAUCUCCUUCACACCCAUGGUCCUCAGCCCCAACAUUCUGAACAAGGUGGAGUGUAUCGGCUACGCCCUGGGCUUCAUGAGCUUGGACAACGAGGUGGAGAGGGAGAUUCCGGGGAGGAGGCGCCGCCUGCAGGACUUUGCUGUGGGACCACUGAGGCUGGACCUGCAUGGCUACGUGAGGCCUGCACAGCUAAGCGUGGAGCUGAACUAUAGCGGCAGCAUGGAAUUCCAUCACCAGGCCAGUGACCUCAUCCCCGAGCAGCCCUGCUCUGGGGUGCUGAGUGAGCUGGUGACCAUCCACCACCUGAAGCUGACCAACACUACCGAAAUCCCACACUACUUCCGGCUCCUGGUCUCCAAACCCUUCUCUGUUUCUCAAGAUGGGGCCAGCCUUGGUCACAGAGCUCCUGGCCCCAGCCAGGAACAGGAAUGUGAGGAGGAGACAGCAGCUCCGAGCAAGCAGCUGGUGCUUCACCCACAGGAAAACAUGCUGGUGAACGUGUCCUUCUCGCUCUCCCUGGAGCUGCUCUCCUACCAGAAGCUCCCAGAUGACCAGAUGCUGCCCGGAGUGGAUAUUCAGCAGCGUGCGAGUGGGGAGAAAGAGAUGGUGUUUGCUCAGAAUCUGCUGCUGGAGUACGCCAACCAGACCACUCAGGUGGUGCCCCUGCGGGCCACCGUGGCCGUGCCCGAGCUGCAGCUGUCCACCAGCUGGGUGGACUUUGGGAUCUGCUUUGUGAACCAGAGGCGGCUCCGGGAGGUCUACCUGAUGAACCUGAGUGGCUGCCAGAGCUACUGGACCGUGCUGAUGAGCCAGCAGGAGCAGGCCAAGGAUGCCGGGGCCUUCGGGGUCUCUCCAAGAAGUGGGCUGCUGGAGGCACGACAGGUCAAUGCACCCCCAACCUCCAUCACCCUGCAGGUUUUCUUCACUGCCAGGAGCAGCGAGCUGUGUGAGUCCACGCUGGUGGUGGAGGGCGUGCUCGGCGAGAAGGCCUGCACCCUGCGGCUCCGGGGCCAGGGCUCCUAUGAUGAGAAAUAUGCCUCGGCCCACCAGCCCUGAGGCCUGCCUCCCACUCCCAGCCCCAGGCCCCCAGCUUUGGAAAGAAACAUGGCCCAGUCUGCUGGGCAGGGCCGCAGACUGGGGAACUGGGAGGAGCUGGUGUCUCAGGCCCCCUGUAGGCUCUGAGCAACUCCUAGGAUGGAGGGACUGCUUCCAGGGCAGUGGUCUCAGGCUGGCCACUGCAUCUCAUGCCCUCAGAAGUAAUAUAAAGGCCAGGCCACACCCCAGGGAGACCAUGACAGUUAAGAAUCACUACACAGGCUGAGCAUAGAGAGAAGAGCAGCCUGUCAAGAACUGGUCCUUGGGAAAAAACCACAGCCACCAAGACAAGAUAACACACAUUUACUACAUCCAUUGGACUCCUCAUCCAUGAAGCCAUCUUCCCCCAGGAGUUACACAGUAGUCUUGUGGCCUGGGUGACCCAGUCAAACUUUGGCCCAGCUUGAGGAAGCCUCACAGGGUGCAGCCCAACACCCCUCCAGUCCUGUACUGUGUCAUCGGUGUUCACAUUUCCCAAGUUUGUUGAAGUGCCUUGAUUUACCCACUGCCACCACCACCCCCAGUUCUUAAUGUUCCCACGUGGCCUCACGUCCAGUGUUUAUCUCUUGCCGCGAGAGCAGGGCUGUCUGAGUAGUGCCUUUAGCCCUUCAGCCACCUGGGGCCUUGCUCAGUUCCCAGGGUACUCAAAGACAGCAGCAGCCCCCAUUCCGGUCCCAAUGCACAUAGACACCACCCCAUAUGCCCUGUGGAAACAAAACUGUGUUGGCUGGACAAAGCACAAAGGGCAGAGACCCAACUGCUAAAGCCUCCCCAGACCUGACUUCACUAAACAAUUAAGAAAGCCAGGGUGAGCUGGAUGGACCCAUACUUUCCUGGGCACAAGGAAUGCAAAACCUCAAGAACCAGAUGAUCUGUGGGGCAUAUGAUGCCCUGAUUGCCCACAUAGGCACACACAGAGGGUAGCAGAUUCCUCCUGCAAGGCAUGGUCCCCUCUGCAAAGGUGGCUCUCAGGGAAAAUAGAUCAUGUUCCUGCCUCCUCA
Molecule: messenger RNA, 6523 nt
Organism: Choloepus didactylus (southern two-toed sloth)
Lineage: Eukaryota; Metazoa; Chordata; Mammalia; Pilosa; Megalonychidae
Gene: DLEC1
Product: DLEC1 cilia and flagella associated protein
Exons: 39
Coding region: 666-5483 (1605 amino acids)
Biological process (GO): negative regulation of cell population proliferation
Source: RefSeq, a predicted model, not a curated record